Messenger RNA from Dentiscutata heterogama, 234 nucleotides. Lineage: Eukaryota; Fungi; Glomeromycota; Glomeromycetes; Diversisporales; Gigasporaceae. The record is from the annotation of a GenBank genome assembly.
AAGUCUCCAAGUUUAUAUAAUUCAGAAGCGGAAGAUAUAAAUAUGGUGAAUCUUGAUCUUUUUAUACAAAUUAACCAAGGCUUAGAUUAUAUUGAAAACUAUCUUAGAGGUGCUGGAACACUAUUAAAUAAUCCUAUCAAUAUUAUAAAUGGCAUUAGAGAUGAUAGAGAUAAUCAGAUAGUUCAGCUACAACAGGAUGUUAAUUUCUAUAGACAACAAAAUGCCAACCUUUAG